Molecule: messenger RNA, 726 nt
Organism: Lasiosphaeria miniovina
Lineage: Eukaryota; Fungi; Ascomycota; Sordariomycetes; Sordariales; Lasiosphaeriaceae
Exons: 1
Coding region: 465-701 (78 amino acids)
Source: RefSeq, a predicted model, not a curated record
CUAAGUGAAACCAAGUCGUCCUCGACAAUUCAAUCAUAUCGCCUUCAAUUAUAACGGCUAACACACAAAAAGACUAACUUGGCUAUUAUUUGAAGUAAAUACGUACAUAUCUAGAACAUGGCGUUUCAUGGCCACGGAGCGGGGCGUACAGAGUGCUCGUGAGGCCGGCAUUUUGAAUACUUGCACUACAUUACAUAUCCGGCGCCUUGGUGAAGAAAAACAUUACAACAUAAAGCCUAAUUAGUCAACUACGCGGUAUGCCAUACUUUUCAAUCAUUACUAAGGACUGAUGUAUGAAUACAAGUCGCCCCAAGGUACUUACCAUAGCUGUAGUCUCGCCUACCCCUUCUGCAUGAAGGGCGGACCCGAAACUGCUUUGGGGUUCCCGCUGCUUCGAUAGCCGGAUUAAUUUGUUCGACCCCGAGAUGCGGGACGCGCGACGCGACGGCUGACCCCACCUCUGCAUGGGGUACCUCAUUCACCUUAGCUUACAGAGCUCACAGUUCUGUAUAGUUCUAGUAUCGUUUCUUCAGUUCAGAGGCUCAGAGUCACGUAAAUCCGAGUUUUCAUCUGACCUCAAUCUGAGAUGCGGCGGUAUUAUGCCUGAUGCAAGUAGCUUUACCUCUGCAAGGGAUACAGCGUCAGCUACGCUGCGUUCCCAGAGAAAUAAUUCUCAGCCAAGAGUUACUGAAAAGGCAUAAGAUAACCUUGUCUAUGAGCCAAAAC